AUGUCAACAGAUGAUUUAAAAUUCGAUAGAAAUGAUAGUCAAUCAGAUGAAACAUAUACAACACCAAUUAGUCCAUUAUCACCACAAGAAAAAUCUCCACCACCACCACCACCACCACCAUCAGUAUUAAUAACAUCAGUAACAAAUUCAAAUGAAGAAAAAGGAGAAUCAAAUUCUAUUAAUGAAAUGCAAACAUUAAUACAAUCAUCAAAUGAUUUAACAUUUCCCUUAGAAGAUUCAUGGACAUUUUGGUAUUUUAAAAAUGAUCGUAUGUGUGAUUGGAAAGAUAAUUUAAUUAAAAUAACAACAGUAUCAACAGUUGAAAGUUUCUGGUCUGUCUAUAAUCAUUUACAAUCAGCUAGUCGACUUGGUCAAGGUUGUGAUUAUUUUUUAUUUAAAACACAUAUUCAACCAAUGUGGGAAGAUCGAUAUAAUCGUUCGGGUGGUCGAUGGUGUUUAAAUUUAAAUAAAAAUCAACGAGCUAAUGAACUUGAUACAUAUUGGCUUCAUACAUUACUCUCAUUAAUUGGUGAUCAAUAUGGUGAAGAUGCACAUAAUGUUAAUGGUUGUGUAGUUUCAGUUCGAAGUAAAGGUGAUCGAAUAAGUUUAUGGACACGAGACUGGAGAAAUACUGAAACUACAAAACGUAUUGGAAGUCGUUUUCGCGAAGUCGCUGAUAUUCCUCGAUCAUUACAAUUGAUAUUUGAAAGUCAUGAAGAUCAAGAAUCAAAACGUGGUGCAUCAUCAAAAAUUCUAUUUCGAGCUUAA
This is a messenger RNA of Rotaria sp. Silwood2, 768 nucleotides long. Lineage: Eukaryota; Metazoa; Rotifera; Eurotatoria; Philodinida; Philodinidae. The record is from the annotation of a GenBank genome assembly.